Messenger RNA from Onychostruthus taczanowskii (white-rumped snowfinch), 3633 nucleotides. RefSeq names its product carboxypeptidase X, M14 family member 1 (gene CPXM1). Gene Ontology annotation, molecular function: metallocarboxypeptidase activity; zinc ion binding. The record is from RefSeq and is a predicted model, not a curated record. Gene Ontology annotation, biological process: proteolysis. The coding region runs from base 1 to 3165 and encodes 1054 amino acids. Lineage: Eukaryota; Metazoa; Chordata; Aves; Passeriformes; Passeridae. The transcript has 16 exons.
AUGAGGACAAGGGACAGGGAUGGCACCGGCGGCAGCUGCGCCGCCCUGCCCGCUCCGCGCCCGCGGGAAAUCCCAAUAAAAGAAGGGAAAGUCAAGCCAGGAAAGUUCUUUCGGGGCGGAAAAAGAGUGGGGGACAGGCAGGACCAAACCCCGGACCCGCACCCCGAGUCCCACCCGGGGCACCCCCGAGGGGUCGGGGCCGGGGACCGCCCCUCGCCGCCGGGUUCGGCCCCGCUCCGCCCGCACCGGCGGCUCCGGGACCUCCCGGGUCCCCGGGCUCGGCCGGCGGCGCCGCCGCUGCGGCGGGAGGAGCCCCCGCGGACCCCCGGGCCACUCCCCGACGUGGUGGUGGGACAGGGUCCGGUGGCAGGGGGAGCCCGGCUCCGCGGCACCGGGGCGGGCACGGCCAGCGGGACCCCCAAACCGAGCGGGGUGACCCCAACGAAGAGCACCGCCAGCGGGGUGUCCCCCAGAAAGGGCACCACAACGGGGCCCCCCAAAACCAGCGGGGUGUCCCCCACGAAGGCCAUCGCCAGGGGACCCCCUAAAGGCAGCGAGACGCCCCCCUGGAAAGGCACCACGGCGGGACCCCCCAAACCCAGCGGGGUGCCCCCUCCGAAGGGCACCACGGCCGCGCCUUCGAGGAGCAGCACCACGACGGGACCCCCGAAGGGCAGCACGGCCCCCCCGGUGCGGGGCAGCGCGACCCCCCCCAGCCCCGGCCCCUCCCGGCGCGGGGGGCUGCGGGACGGGGACCCCGCGGCCACAGCCCCGGCGCCCACGGUGACCAAGGUGGCGGUGAGGAGGAGAAAGGUGGUGAGGAAGAAGGUGGUGAAGAAGAAGGUGCUGAGGAAGAAGCCGGAGGCUCCGGCCGCUCCGCAGGAGCCCCCGUGUCCCCCCCUGGGGCUGGAGUCCCUGCGGGUGCUGGACGAGCAGCUCCGGGCAUCGAGCCACAAGCGGCACGGGCUGGGCGCGCACCGCGGCCGCCUCAACAUCCAGUCAGGGCUGUACGACGGUGACUUCUACGACGGUGGCUGGUGCGCGGGGCACGAGGACACGCGGCAGUGGCUGGAGGUGGACGCCCGGCGCCUCACCCGCUUCACCGGCGUGGUCACCCAGGGCCUCAACUCCAUCUGGACGUACGACUGGGUGACGUCCUACAAGGUGCAGGUCAGCAACGACUCGCACGCGUGGCUGCCGAGCCGCAACGGCACCGAGGAGGCGGUGUUCCCCGCCAACAAAGACCCCGAGACGCCGGUGCUGAACCUGCUGCCCUCGCCGCUCGUGGGGCGCUUCCUGCGCAUCAACCCCCAGAGCUGGUUCCCCAACGGCACCGUCUGCCUGCGGGCCGAGGUGCUGGGCUGCCCCGUGCCCGACCCCAGCGAUGCCCACGCCUGGCACCCCCCGCCCCCCCCCGACUCGCAGCUGGAUUUCCGCCACCACAACUACAAGGAGAUGAGAAAGCUGAUGAAGAGGGUGAGCGAGGAGUGCCCCGACAUCACCCGCGUGUACAGCAUCGGGCAGAGCUCCCGCGGGCUGCGCCUCUACGUGAUGGAGAUCUCGGACAACCCCGGGCAGCACGAAGUCGGAGAGCCGGAGUUCCGCUACGUGGCCGGCAUGCACGGGAACGAGGUGCUGGGCCGGGAGCUGCUGCUGAACCUGAUGGAAUUCCUGUGCCGGGAGUUCCGCCGCGGCAACCCCCGCGUGGUGCAGCUGGUGACGGACACGCGCAUCCACCUGCUGCCCUCCAUGAACCCCGACGGCUACGAGACCGCCUACAAGCUGGGCUCGGAGCUGGCGGGAUGGGCCAUGGGCCGCUGGACGUACGAGGGCAUCGACCUCAACCACAACUUCGCCGACCUGAACACGGCGCUGUGGGACGCCGAGGACAACGACCUGGUGCCCCACGAGUUCCCCAACCACUACAUCCCCAUCCCCGAGUACUACACCUUCGCCAACGCCACGGUGGCCCCGGAGACGCGGGCGGUGAUCGCGUGGAUGCAGCGCUACCCGUUCGUGCUGAGCGCCAACCUGCACGGCGGCGAGCUGGUGGUCACCUACCCCUUCGACAUGAGCCGCACCUACUGGAAGGCCCAGGAGCUGACCCCGACGCCCGACGACGGCGUCUUCCGAUGGCUGGCCACCGUCUACGCCACCGCCAACCUGGCCAUGGCCAGCGGCGAGCGCCGGCGCUGCCACUACGACGACUUCACGCGCCACGGCAACAUCAUCAACGGCCAUGGGUGGCUGUGGAGGCGUGGCCCCAGAGAUGCAUGGGUGGCCGUGGGGGUGUGGGUGACAGCACUGUCACUUCACCAGCGGCCCCAGAGAUGCACGGGUGGCCGCGGAGCCGUGGGUGACAGCGCCGUCCCCGCGCAGGUGGCCCCGGAGACGCGGGCGGUGAUCGCGUGGAUGCAGCGCUACCCGUUCGUGCUGAGCGCCAACCUGCACGGCGGCGAGCUGGUGGUCACCUACCCCUUCGACAUGAGCCGCACCUACUGGAAGGCCCAGGAGCUGACCCCGACGCCCGACGACGGCGUCUUCCGAUGGCUGGCCACCGUCUACGCCACCGCCAACCUGGCCAUGGCCAGCGGCGAGCGCCGGCGCUGCCACUACGACGACUUCACGCGCCACGGCAACAUCAUCAACGGCGCCAACUGGCACACGGUGGCUGGCAGUAUGAACGACUUCAGCUACCUGCACACCAACUGCUUCGAGAUCACCGUGGAGCUCUCCUGCGACAAAUUCCCGCACGCCUCCGAGCUGCCCGAGGAGUGGGAGAACAACCGCGAGUCGCUGCUGCUCUUCAUGGAGCAGGUGCACCGCGGGAUCAAGGGCGUGGUCAGGGACAGUGACACCGAGCAGGGCAUCCCCAACGCCAUCAUCUCCGUGGAUGGCAUCAACCACGACGUCCGCACCGCCUCGGACGGGGACUACUGGCGGCUGCUGAACCCGGGCGAGUACGAGGUGACGGCGCGGGCCGAGGGCUACGAGGCGGCCACGCAGCCGUGCCGGGUCUACUUCGAGAACGUCCCCACGCCGUGCAGCUUCCGCCUGGCGCGGGGCCGCCACCGGCCCGGCAGGACCCGGCCGGGCCCCGACCCGGCCCUGCGGCUGCAGCGGCUGCGCCUCCGCCGCCUGCGCGCCCACGGCCGCGGGAACUGAGCCGGGGGCUCGGCCGGGCGGGACGGCUCCCAGUAAAGCUCGGCUGCGCUGCCGCUGCGAGUCUGCGGGCAUGGAGCGGCGGAGGGACCGGGAAUGGGAACGGGACCGGGACCGGGGCUCGAUCCUGCCCCGGAGGAACCCGGCGGGGCCACGCCCCUCGACAGGCCACGCCCGCUUCCCGCCCGUCAAUCGCCCCGCCGCGGUAAAGCCCCGCCUAUUCGCUGCGGACCAAUAGGAAUCCCGCGCCCCUCAUUAGGACACGCCCCUUUCCGCGGUAGAAAUAGUAAUCCGCCAUAAGCCACGCCCACAAUUCCCCGCCCCUUUCCUGGCGACGCGGGCUCCGCACGGCCCCGCCCCUUUCCCCCAAUGCGUCAUCUGGCCCCGCCCCUAUGCGCGUGUGAGCGCUUGUCCCGCCCUCCCUUCAUCUCUGGGCGCCUAUUGGCUGCUGGCGGCGGGAGGGGCGGGGCG